Molecule: messenger RNA, 1740 nt
Organism: Miscanthus lutarioriparius
Lineage: Eukaryota; Viridiplantae; Streptophyta; Magnoliopsida; Poales; Poaceae
Source: the annotation of a GenBank genome assembly
AUGGACCAGCUUCCCAAGCGCCCGGCCAACUACGUGCCGCUGAGCCCCGUGGGGUUCCUGCCGCGCGCCAAUGCCGUCUACGGUGACCGCGCGUCCGUCAUCUACGGACGCGUCCGCUUCACCUGGCACCAGACGUACCAGCGCUGCCGCCGCCUCUCGUCCGCGCUGCUGUCCCUCGGCGUCCGCAGGGGCGACGUCGUCUCCGUGCUCCCACCCAACGUGCCGGCCAUGUACGAGAUGCACUUCGCCGUUCCCAUGGCCGGUGCCGUGCUCAACACCAUCAACACGCGCCUCGACGCCGGCGCCGUCGCCACCAUCCUGCACCACUCGAAGGCCAAGCUCUUCUUCGUCGACUACGACUACGUGCGCCUCGCCAGCGACGCGCUCCGCCUCCUCGCUGCCGACGCCACGCACGUCGUCCCGCUCGUCGCCGUCAUCGACGACAUUGACUCGCCCAUGGGGGCCCGCCUCGGCGAGCUCGAGUACGAGGCCCUCGUCGCGCACGGCGACCCCGACGCGGAGCUCCCGCCGCUCGAAGACGAGUGGGACGCCGUCACGCUCAACUACACGUCUGGCACCACGUCCGCGCCCAAGGGCGUCGUCUACAGCCACCGCGGGGCGUACCUGAGCACCACCAGCCUGCUGCUGCAGUGGGGGGUGACCACCGAGCCCGUCUACCUCUGGACUCUCCCCAUGUUCCACUGCAACGGUUGGACCUUCACCUGGGGCAUGGCGGCGCGCGGAGGCGUCAACGUCUGCAUCCGCGACGCGCGCCCCGCCGACAUCUACCGCGCCAUCGCGCGCCACCGCGUCAUCCACAUGUGCUGUGCGCCCGUCGUCUUCAGCAUCCUCCUCGAGGGCGACGCCGCCACCAGGCAGCACGAGACCCCCGUCCACGUCCUCACCGGCGGCGCGCCGCCGCCGGCCGCGCUGCUGGAGCGCGUCGAGCGGAUCGGCUUCAAGGUCACGCACGCCUACGGCCUCACGGAGGCUACGGGGCCCGCCCUCGCGUGCGAGUGGCGGGACCAGUGGGACUGCCUCCCGCUCCUGGAGCGCGCGCGCCUCAAGGCGCGCCAGGGGGUCAGCGUCCUGUCCCUCGCCGACGCCGACGUCAAGAACGCCGACACCAUGGUCAGUGUGCCGCGCGACGGCAAGACCGUUGGGGAGAUCGUCCUCCGAGGCAGCAGUGUCAUGAAGGGCUACCUCAACAACCCGGAGGCGAACGAGAACGCCUUCAGGGGCGGCUGGCUCCUCACCGGCGACGUCGGCGUCGUGCACCAGGACGGCUACAUCGAGAUCAAGGACCGGUCCAAGGACGUGAUCAUCAGCGGCGGGGAGAACAUCUGCAGCAAGGAGGUGGAGGAGGUGCUGUUCCGCCACCCGGCCGUGGCCGACGCGGCGGUGGUGGCGAUGCCGCACCCCCGCUGGGGCGAGACGCCGUGCGCUUUUGUCGUGCCCAGGAACAACGCUGCCGAGCUCAGCGAGGACGACGUGCUCGCGUUCUGCAAGAAGCGCAUGGCGCGCUUCAUGGUUCCCAAGAAGGUGGAGGUCGUCGGAGCGCUACCUAGGAACGCGCUCGGAAAGGUUGAGAAGGUCAAGCUCCGGGAGGAGGCACGUAAGCUGGCGCCCACCGUACCGGCGCAGAAGCCGAAGGGGAAGACGACGACCUCCUCGACGACGGUCGGCGGUCGCCGCGAGGAGCAGCCGGUGGCGCACGUCAUGGCGGUGUCAAGGCUAUAG